GCGGCCAAGGACGAGGGCGGAGAGGACGGCGCGGACGGCGCGGACGGCGCGGGCGGCGGCGAGGGCGCGGACGGCGGCGGCGGCGGCGGCCGCAACGGCGGCGCCGCGGACGGGGCAAAGAAGAAGAAGGGCCGGAAGGAGGAGGAGGGGAAGGAGGACGAGGAGGCCGAUCCCCCACCCGACGAGGGCAGGAGGCUGUCCGGCUCGGCGUGGCCGCGCGCAUGCAGGGCCGGAGCGGCGGCCGUCCGUGGCGCUUCCAGGAGCUCACCGCCGCGAUGGCGCUGCUCGCCCGGCUGUCCGCCCGCGAGCAGCAGGCCGCGCAGCAGCGCGCGCAGCUCGCCGAGCUCGCAGCGCUGCCUCUGCGCGCAGAGGCGCUCGGCGCCGACCGGCAGAGAAACCGCUAUUGGCUGCUCGGCGACGGCUGCGGCCGCGGCCGCCUCUAUGUCGAAGAGAUCACCGCCCCGUGGCCAGCCGCCCCGCCGCCGCCGCCGCCGCCCGCGCCGCCCACGCCGAGCCGCGGCAGCAAGGGCCGGCGGGGCGGCGGCAGAGCGGCGGCGCCGGCGCCGUCGCCGGCAGAGAGAGCGCCGCCGCCGCCGCCCCCUCCCGCGGCGGAGGGAGGGAGCAGCUGGCGCUUCUACCGCAGCCGGCAGGAGGUGAGGCAGCUGGUCGCGUCGCUCGACGAGCGCGGCGUCAACGAGCGGGCGCUCAAGCGCGCGCUGCAGGCGGCGCUGCCGCAGCUCCGACUGGCCGAUGAGCCGGCGCCGUCGCCGCCCGCGGGGCCGUGGAGGAGCGAAGGGCCGCACGUUGGCGCGCGCGUGGUGCUGCACUUUGCCGGCGUCGGCGAGAGCGAGGCGCGCGUGGUCCGGUAUCUGCCUCCGUCGGAGGACGAGCCCGCGCUGUGGCACGUCGAGCACGACGACGGCGACGAGGAAGACCUCGAGGAGGACGAGCUACUCGCCGGCGUCGCGAAGCUCGAGGCGCGGCCAGCCGACGGGCUGCAGGAGAUCGAAGGCCCCUUUGCGCUGUGGCGCAACGGCCCGCAGCCGCGCGGCGCCCGCGACCCGCCACUCGGACUGCCGGCGGCGCGCGAGGCGCUGCUGGCUGCGCAGGCAGCCAUCGGGCCAGAGCCUCUAGCUGCGGGGGUCGGCGAUCCCUCGCCGGCGGAGGAGUCGGCCGGAGAGCGAGUCGGAGAGCCGCCCGCCGCUGCGCCGCCGGCAGCGGCUGGCGAGGCGGCGUGGCAGGCCGCGGUGCGAGCGGCGUCGAGCGGUGCGGAGUGCGGCGCCCUCCUCCUGCAGCUGGAGGCUGCGCUGUGGAGCUACCUGCGCACGGGCGGCGGGAGGGGCGGCGGCGGCGGGGCGGGCGGCGGCGAGGGCGAGUCGGCGGCCGAGGGCGACCCGGAGGGCGAGGCAGGAGCCGGCGCGGACGAGUUUGAGUGCGAGCGGGGGUGCGGCUUCCGCGGCACGUUCCGGGCGGUCGAGACGCACGAGGAGGGGUGCACUGAGGCGCCAGCGGAGGAGGAGCCGCUCUGGCCGCACGCCGCCGCCCGGCGUUUGUGGCUCGAUUACGUCGGCGACGCGCCCACCACGGCCCGCGUCGCCGUCGCCGUGUCGCUGCUGCGCCGCGCGCACUCCGACGAGUGGUCGGCGCCGGAGCCCGUCCCAAUCUACCGAAGGGGCAGCGGCUACUCGAAGUGAGACCACGAACGGGUCGCACGCGCGCCGCCUUGGUGUUUGUAUGAGUCUCGGCUCUGGGGAGCGCACGCCGGGCGGUCGGUGUGUGGUCCCAAUUCUUUUUUUAUAUUACCUGUACCACGAUAUAUUAC
This is a messenger RNA of Emiliania huxleyi CCMP1516, 1822 nucleotides long. RefSeq lists its product as hypothetical. The record is from RefSeq and is a predicted model, not a curated record. Lineage: Eukaryota; Haptophyta; Isochrysidales; Noelaerhabdaceae. Bases 222 to 1694 code for a protein of 490 amino acids. The transcript is spliced from 9 exons.